AUGGCAAGUUUCUGGAGCUCCUCUCUGCCCAGCCGCCUCCCCUUCUUCCUGCUGCUCCUCCAGUCGCCUUCUAGCCACGCAGACCGCGUGCGCUUCUCCGACGAGGGCGGCUUCACCUGCUUCUUCAGAGACCACGGGCAGCAGGAGGAGGCGGCGCUGGAGCUGAAGGUGGAAGAUCCCUUCCACUGGGUGGGGCCCAGCGCGCUGGCCGGCCUGGCGGUGCUGCCCCUGCUCCUGCUGCAGCUGGUGGCCGGCCUGCUCUUCCUGGGCCUGCAGCGCAGGCUGAGAGGAAAACUUCGAGCAGAGAUAGAGAGCCUUCACAGGACCUUUGAUCCUCACUUUCUGAGGGUGCCCUGCUGGAAGGUGACCCUGUUUGUCAUCGUGCCGGUGCUCGGACCCCUGGCCGCCUUGGUCAUCUGCUACAACUGGCUGCACCGAAGACUAGCAGGGCAAUUUCUUGAAGAACUAAGUAAGUUCUUUCCUCCUUCUUAUAAGCUGAAAACAAAAAAACAGAAAAGCAGCAAAAGAGUGGGGCCAUGAGGCAUGGAAAGGCCAGAGGAAAGGGGGGCUGGGCUGCACGGGUGAGGGCACUCUGUGAGGUAGCAGCCGUCUUGCCAGCUGGACAGGCAGGGAAGGAAGUGGGGGCACCACCUCCUGGGCAGACCCCACUCCUUCCCCUUCCGAGGGCAGCUGCCUGCCUCAGCCCAAGGCCCUCAGAGACAGGCCCAGGCGGGGUGGCCCCGAGGGCCUUUCUUCUCCCGGGUUAGACGGUUUCAUGGAAGAAACUACUGACAGAUUUUUCAAGUUGUUUUCUUCUCCUAGGAAACCCCUUCUGAGUGAAGGUGCGCGUUGGCAGAAGUGGAGGAGAGCCUGGCUGGGCCAAGGGUCGGUCCUGGGGUGUUGCAUCCAUCAAGGCCUCUUGGCUGUGGGCACCUUCCAACUUGCAUUUCCAGGAACGCUCUAAACUCCAAAUAGGAUUGUUUUCUUUUUUUGUUUGUUUGUUAAUUUUUUUUAAGGCAAGGAGAAACGUCGUUUGUUGUUCCACCUUAUCUACACACCCAUUUGUUUCUCUUCUGUCAUCUACUUUUUCCCAGCUCUGUGUUUCCUGUUUUUGUACC
Molecule: messenger RNA, 1118 nt
Organism: Myotis brandtii (Brandt's bat)
Lineage: Eukaryota; Metazoa; Chordata; Mammalia; Chiroptera; Vespertilionidae
Gene: MOG
Product: myelin oligodendrocyte glycoprotein
Exons: 7
Coding region: 1-540 (179 amino acids)
Source: RefSeq, a predicted model, not a curated record